Molecule: messenger RNA, 4343 nt
Organism: Chinchilla lanigera (long-tailed chinchilla)
Lineage: Eukaryota; Metazoa; Chordata; Mammalia; Rodentia; Chinchillidae
Gene: Zswim4
Product: zinc finger, SWIM-type containing 4
Cellular component (GO): Cul2-RING ubiquitin ligase complex
Molecular function (GO): zinc ion binding
Source: RefSeq, a predicted model, not a curated record
CGGGAGACCCCAGCAGCGCGACGCCGGGGCCGGGCGGGGUCGGCCCGAGACGAUGCUGGACCUGAGCGCCAAGCGGGUGGCCGAGAGCUGGGCUUUCGAGCAGGUCGAGGAGCGAUUUUCCCGGGUGCCAGAGCCUGUGCAGAAGCGGAUCAUGUUCUGGUCAUUUCCACGAAGUGAGAGGGAGAUCUGCAUGUACUCGUCGCUGGGGUACCAGUCCACAGAGGGCGAGCAGGAUGCCCGGGUGCCCUUCACCCGAGGGCUGCACCUGCUGCAGAGCGGCGCCGUGGACCGCGUCCUCCAAGUGGGGUUCCAUCUGAGCGGGAAUGUGCGGGAGCCGGGCAGUCCCGGGGAGCCUGAGUACAUCUACCACGUGUCCAUCAGCUUUGACCGCUGCAAGAUCACCUCUGUGAGCUGCGGCUGCGACAACCGGGACCUCUUCUACUGUGCCCACGUGGUGGCCCUGUCGCUGUACCGCAUCCGCCACGCCCACCAGGUGGAGCUGAGGCUGCCCAUCUCAGAGACGCUGUCCCAGAUGAACCGCGACCAGCUGCAGAAGUUCGUGCAGUACCUCAUCAGCGCCCACCACACUGAGGUGCUCCCCACCGCCCAGCGCCUGGCCGACGAGGUCCUGCUGCUCGACUCUGAGAUUAACCUGGUGCAUGGCGCCCCGGACCCCACAGCGGGCGCUAGCAUCGAGGACGCCAACUGCUGGCACCUGGAUGAGGAGCAGAUCCAGGAGCAGGUGAAGCAGCUGCUGUCCAAUGGCGGCUACUACGGAGCCAGCCAGCAGCUGCGCUCCAUGUUCGGCAAGGUACGGGAGAUGCUGCGCAUGCGGGACUCAAACGGGGCUCGCAUGCUCAUCCUCAUGACCCAGCAGUUCCUGCAGGACCCGCGCCUGGCGCUGUGGAGGCAGCAGGGCGCAGGCAUGACCGACAAGUGCCGGCAGCUGUGGGACGAGCUGGGGGCCCUGUGGGUCUGCGUCAUUCUGAGCCCCCACUGUAAAGCAGAGGAGCGGGCAGGCUGGCUCCAGCUGCUGGGCACAUGGGACAAGCUGGAUGUAUGCCCACUGGAAGAGGGCAACUACUCCCUGGAUGGCCCCAGCCUGCAGGCCAUGGCAGCCCCUGGUCCAGGCCCCCAGCAAGGAGAGGCAGAGGUGACGGCCACCCAUCACACGGUGUUUGGGCGUGCCCUGCAGGCUGGGGCGCUACACUGGAAGAACGCCCACCUCCAGAGGAUCCUGGCCAGCGACGCCCCCAGCCCCAGCCUCACAGGCAGCACCGGGGGUGACAAGCCGGACUUUGACCCUCAGGGCCGCCCACUCUGGCUGGGCGAGUCCUUCCCCACCGCCUGUGCCCGGGUGGACACCCUGCGUGCCCACGGGUACCCCCACAAGGCACUGCGGCUGGCAGGCGCCAUCAUCAACACCGUGCGGCUACAGCAGCGGCACCAGCUGGAGAUCUACAAGCAGCAGCAGAAAGAGCUGCUACAGAAAGGUGUCACGUGCAUCAGCAACACAGAAGGCUGGGUGGGCCACCCCCUGGACCCCGUCGGCUGCCUCUGCAGGGCGCUCCUAGAGGCCUGUCGCCUGCGGGAGGAGACUGUCUCGCUGUACCCAGACUCGAGCACCGAGAAGCGGAAGGCAGUCUACCAGCACGUACCGGUGCCCGGGAACCCUGGGGAGUCCUACCUGGCGCUGGCGCUAGAGGUCACACUGCUGGGGCUGGGGCAGCAGCGGGCCUUGCCCGAGGGACUCUACGCCCAGGACAAGGUGGUGCGAAACGAGGAGCAGCUGCUGACCCUGCUGGAGGAGGUGGACUUGGAUGACCGGCUGGUACAGGUGCUGCGCAAGCAGGUGGGGCUGCUGCUGGAAGGGGGUCCCUUCAGCGGCUUCGGGGAGGUGCUGUUCCGGGAGAGCGUGCCCAUGCACACCUGUGCCCGCUACCUGUUCAGUGCGCUGCUGCCCCACGACCCCGACCUGGCCUACCGCCUCGCGCUCCGGGCCAUGAGGCUGCCCGUCCUGGAGACCUCGCAUCCAGCUGGAGACCUUCACCCCCACCCGCUGGACUCCAUUGUGAGCAACCGCUUUCCCCGCUGGUUCAUCCUGGGCCACCUGGAGACGCGUCAGUGCGAGCUGGCGUCGACCCUGCUGACGGCCGCCAAGGGAGACCCCAAGUGGCUGCACGCAGUCCUGGCUUCCAUCCAGCAGAACAUCCACUCCCCAGCUCUACUCUUCAAGCUGGCACAGGACGCCUGCAAGACGGCCACCCCGGCCAGCGCGCCCCCAGACACCACGCUGCUGGGCAUUGCGCUGGAGCUGGGCCUGCAGGUCAUGCGGAUGACCCUGAACACCAUGACUUGGCGCCGGAGGGAGAUGGUACGCUGGCUGGUCAGCUGUGCCACAGAGAUGGGCCCCCAGGCACUGAUGAACAUCAUGCAGAACUGGUACUCCCUGUUCACACCGGUAGAGGCGGCCACCAUUGUGGCGGUGACGGGCACCACGCAUACCACGCUGCUGCGGCUGCAGCUGGACACGCUGCGGCGGGAGGAGCUCUGGACCUGCGCCCGCACGCUGGCCCUGCAGUGCGCCAUGAAAGACCCUCAGAACUGUGCCCUGCCCGCCCUGACCCUGUGUGAGAAGAACCACGCGGCCUUCGAGGCCGCCUACCAGAUCGUGCUGGACGCGGCGGCCGGCGGCCUGGGCCACGCGCACCUCUUCACGGUGGCCCGCUACAUGGAGCACCGCGGGCUGCCGCUGCGAGCCUACAAGCUGGCCACGCUGGCCCUGGCCCAGCUCAGCAUCGCCUCCAACCAGGACAGCCACCCCGCCGUCAACGACGUGCUGUGGGCGUGCUCCCUCAGCCUCUCGCUGGGCCGCCGCGAGCUCUCGGGCAUCGUGCCCCUCCUCAUCCGCAGCAUCCACUGCGCCCCGAUGCUGUCCGACAUCCUGCGCCGCUGGACCCUCUCGGCGCCAGGCCUUGGCCCUCUGGGGCCCCGGCGGGCCGCCAAGCCGCUGGGCACCGACCGGGCGCCCCUGUGCCAGCUGUUGGACGCCGCGGUCGCCGCCUACAUCACCACCAGCCACUCGCGCCUCACGCACAUCAGCCCGCGACACUACGGCGAUUUCAUCGAGUUCCUGGGCAAGGCCCGCGAGACCUUCCUGCUGGCGCCAGACGGGCACCUGCAGUUUGCCCAGUUCUUGGAGAACAUCAAACAGACCUACAAGGGCAAGAAGAAGCUGAUGCUGUUGGUGCGGGAGCGUUUCGGCUGAGAUGGCAGCGGGGGCCAGGGACGCGGGGCGCAGGGGUCCCCAGUCCCCGCCUCCCCGUCCCCUGCAGCGCGGCGCUGUGGGCCGCGUCAGUAUUCAGUCAGGGAAGGGGGCGGGAGGUGUGCGCCUGGGAGUGUGCGAACAAGUGUGCGAGACACAGGAGCAGAAGCCAUACCGCCAGCCAGACGCCCGGAAGAGGCGUGUGCUUGGGCAGGCAGGCUGUAAGAGCCCCAGCUUGGCCUUGGGCACCCCAGAAGCAGUAGGCAAGCACCCCUGCCCCUGCCGGGCUCCAGAAGAGGAGCCGUACAGAACCCGGUCCGGGGUGACCUAGCACAGGCUCCUGGCCCCCACCUGCAUGGCCAGGGGGUUUAUACAAGGGCAGCUGGACUCCCCGCUGUGCCCCACUGCUCAGGGGCCCCCAUUCCACUGCCCGGGACCCUCUCCCAGGCUGCCCCACCCCCACGAAGGAGCUCCCAAGGUCUCAGGCCUCAGCCACAUACCUCACACUCAGCCCCUUGUCCAGCCGCAACCCCUCGGGCACCAGGAUCCCUGGGGAGGCUGGGUCUGGGGUCAUCACUCCCCCCACCUGCUAGGCACUGGACAGAUGACUCAGGAACCAGGCAGUGCCCCUGCUGCUCACCAAGCAUGUGUCAGGAUUGGGCACCAGAGAGCCAGGGGACCCCAUGUGGAGAGGAGGGGGAGGGGCUCCAAGUCCUCUGCCUCCAGCUGUCACUGUCCCCCCGUCCCUGGCUCUACCCCCUCACUGUACUGUUUCCUAUUUCUCUCCAGUCAGCCUCCCUUCCAUGUUCGUGUAAGUCCCAGCCAGGCUCUCUGGCCGCCUUGCCCUGUCCCCACUCGCCCCUCUUGCCUUUCUCUUGUAUAAGGACAAAGAUGGCGUCAUUUUGUAACUUUUUUUCUAUUUAUUGAACCCUAUAUUGUAUUUCCUUUUUUGUUGUUUUUUUAAAAGUUGAAACAGCUUUUUAAUUUUAUUUUGGGACUGAGGUGGGUCCCCUCCUACCCCGGGGCCAGAGCCUCCCCCUGUUCCCUCAGCAAAAAACAAGAAAGCUCUACGGUCUUA